AUGACUCGGAAACUUGGUUUCACAAAAUACGUAGAAGACAGAGAGAAUGCGUCCUUGACGGACGAGGAGAAUGCACGGAGACUGGAUUUCUCCCAAAGUCGGAACGGGUUACCCACUUUGAACCGAAAUGCGUUCGAACGCAGUCUCAAUCGAAGUGCUUUUGAGUCAAGUGUGACUCGAAGUGCAGUUGAGCAGGUUGUACCGAUGCUGAAUCAAACCGGCUUGGAUCGAAAUUUCAAUCGCAGUGGCUUUGACCGCAGUUUCAACCGAAGUGGCUUUGAAACGAGUGGCUUUGAGCACCAUUUUGAGCAAAGUAGCUGCGGGUCGAAUCUCACGCGAAGUGGCUUUGACAGGAGUUGCAACCGCAGUCACUUUGAUCGAGGUCUGCAGCUGGAAAAUGGCCAAGCUUCGAUGAUUCCGAUGCUUGGUCCAGUGGAGAAUGCAAUGAUGAGCUCCGUGGUGAUUAUGAACCGAGUGGACUCGGCUGUUGACAGUCCACACAUACGGAAGGAGGAAGCAGGACGUGAUGGAGAGAGUGCGAUGCCGUUUCCAGCUUUGACGCGCCAAUUUGAAGUGAAUCUGCUCUCGCAACGACACAUUGGAUUGCUCGUCUCGUCCGGCUUUGCGGGCAUUCUCCAUAAUUGCUUAACGCAUGGCGUUCUACCGCUGCUGAAACAAGAGCUAAGGAUGAAAUCAUAUCAAGCAGAUGCAGCCUCGGUGUUAAUUCAGUUGCCGUGGUCUUAUAGUUUCAUUUGGGGCUUCAUCUCCGACGCCGUGCCGAUCUUUGAUUCCCGACGUAAGGCUUACAUUAUUCUCGCAUGGAUGAUGACAAUGCUCGCGUGUUUUUUCAUGGCUUUACUGGACGAAUUUGUCUCGUACCGAGCGAACAACAAUGACGUGACUUCAGCUGAUGUGUUACGACAUGCUGCUACGCUGAUGGAUGCCUAUGUUUUCUUACUCAUUCUGGCCAACUUUGGCUGUAUCGUGGCGAUAGUUAUUGGAGAGACUUAUGUGAUUGCACAGACUCGGCGGGAACGCUUGACAGUUCGUGGACAAGCUCUUGGUACGCUGCUUAUGACACAGUAUGCAGGUCAAUUUUUCGGCCAAGUGAUUGCUGAUUACGCGAUUUUCCAGGUCUCGGAUCUAGGGGCUGUUCCCAAAGUCACGCUGCGUCAAACGAUGCUGUUCUUCGUGUUUUAUACGAUCGUUCCACUGAUCGGGCUAUGCACGUGCUUUGUCGAGAAGGCAGACCCACCAGCUAUCAAUGCAGCUCGAGAUCGAUUCAAUCGCGCAACUAUUGGCAACUUGGCAACGUCAGCAUCGGAGCUUCAGCGAGCUUACAUCACGGCUUCUAACUUUCUUCAGCGCUUGGCGCUCGCGUUUCGUGGCCACUGGAAUCGGCUGCGAAGUGCGUUGGGCAAAGAGUCCACUUCACGCGUUAUCCGGUUUUUGAUCGGUCUCAUCUUGAUGUCGGAGUUCUCGCUAACAUAUCCGAUUAAUCGGCUCGAACGAUGGUGUGGCAUGAAUGCAAAAGCUGCGUCAAUGAGCAGUAGCAUGUCGGAAGUGUUCUCGAUACUUCCCGUGAUCCUGUGGAAGUAUUUUUUCUUAAACAACGAUUGGCGCUGGUCCGUGUUCUCGAGCUUUGUCAUCGUCACGAUGACACCUCAACUUGUCUACUACCUCAUGGCAACUCUUCACCCAGCAUCACGUAACGUAGAUAUCUACGCCGUCGUGUCAUCGCUUACAGCUUUCCUUCGCAGUGCAAUUGUGAUCUUGGAACUUGCCCUCACUGCAGAAAUCGCUCCAGUGGGUGGCGAAGGUGCUUUUGUCGGGAUUGUCGUGUCCAUGGCUUCAAGUAUGCGGCUCAUGGCGAACACUGUCUCGAAUUUGAUUGGGUUCAUGUUUGAGGAUGUCGAGCACUCUGUCAGUGGGAGGUCCGACCCUGAUAGAAUGCAAGUGGCGUUUGCACUGGUAUUGUCGCACAUUAUUCGAGCCCUCGGUCUCGUGGCUUUGGUUUUUCUACCCAAGCAAAAACGACAUAUCCAGCGUCUACAUCGCUACGGCGAUAAAGACAAUCGAUGCACAACGUGGUGGGUCCUCGCAUGUCUCGCAUUGGCUUUCAUUGUCAGCACGAUCUUUAAUGCUUUGGCUAUUGCACCUUCAACGUCUUGCUUGAAAAUUGUGGGUGGUGAUGGCUGCUAG
This is a messenger RNA of Peronospora matthiolae, 2202 nucleotides long. The record is from the annotation of a GenBank genome assembly. Lineage: Eukaryota; Oomycota; Peronosporomycetes; Peronosporales; Peronosporaceae.